AUGCAUUCUUCGGUCCUUUUCCUCUUUGCUACUUGUUUGCCGCCUGUUUGGCUGAUGGACCUGAAGGCUCUGGAUGAAUUUGUGAACCUUCCUGACCCUCACUAUGAAUAUACCUUCCUGAAGAGAAAGACUAAUCAAUUCUUUGUUAGGAUUGUAAACACUGAUCUCAUCAACAUGACCUCCCAGAAGUGGCUAAACGAAUCUGAAGUGGACAAGCCGAUCUGGUGCCAUAACCUGACAAUCUGUGUGCCCAAAGUGCCUAGAAUUGUCGACUCUUGUCUCCUUAUAAUCCGAGAUGGUGGAAAUAACUCCCCUGAUCCCAUCCAAAUGGCUAAAUCCACUAUAAAAGCAAUUGAAACAAAAUCGGUUGUAGCUCUGCUUAAGCAACUUCCUGCGCAACCGCUCACCUUCUAUGAUCAUCCUUUAGGACACAAGAACAUUACUGGAUUUAAUAUAUUUGCAUAUUCAUGGUGGAAGUUUAUUAAUGACCCAACUGCACCUCCGGACCAGCUUGCACAAUUCCCAAUGGUCAAGGCCGUUGUGAGGGCCAUGGACACUAUUGUCCACUAUAUGAAGAAAGAAUAUCAUCGAGACAUAAGAAGAUUUACGUUGAUGGGUGUUUACUCGAGUGGCUGGAUUGCCUGGUUGACGGCAGCAGUUGACAAGAGAGUUGAAGCAAUCACAACCAUUGGCAUGGAUUUCCUGAAUUUCAAUGAGAGUUUCCACCACCAAUACCGAGCAUAUUGCGGCUGGUCAUAUUUGCUGAGAUCCUUCUAUGAGAUGAAUAUAACCCAAGAGUUGGACAAUCCCCGUUUCAGUGAACUGGCUUCUCACGUGGAUCCUAUGGCAUACAGUGACCGAUACAAAGAGAAAGCCAAGUACAUAGUCGUUUUUUCAGGGGAUGAAUUCUCCCUGCCUGACAACUCACAUUAUUACAUGUCUCAACUGGAAGGUGUGAAAUAUCUGCAAAUUAUCCCAAACGUUGAUUAUCAGGUUCAACGUGAAUUGAAGUAUCUAAAUCGCAUCCUCGUCUUCUAUGCCGAACUAAUAAACAAGAAGCUUGGAUCUUACAGGGUUUCCUGGGAGAUAACAAUGACAAAUACUAGUGCGAUUAUCACUGUGGUUGCCUACAAUGUUUACAGAGUCUAUUCUCACCAUGCUGAUACUGUUGAUAGUACCAGAAAAGAAAUGUUUAUAGGGAAGAAAUGCAAAUACCAAAAAAAGGAUGGAGUGGCGUCUUCAUUCAGGACAGCAGAAGUAUAUCUGCAAGAAAAGAUGCUGAACGGAAUUGCAAUUUCAUCACAGGUUCUAUAUCCAGACUACGGAGGCAGUUUACGCUUCACAGCAACAUCAGAAAUGGCCAUCCUACCAGACACUUAUCCGUGCCCUGAUUGCAAUGAAGAGGAAUGCCACGGAACGCUGGUCUGA
This is a messenger RNA of Heteronotia binoei (common prickly gecko), 1428 nucleotides long. Its product is annotated as autocrine proliferation repressor protein A-like. The transcript has 13 exons. The coding region runs from base 1 to 1428 and encodes 475 amino acids. NCBI's taxonomy places the organism in Eukaryota, Metazoa, Chordata, Lepidosauria, Squamata, Gekkonidae. The record is from RefSeq and is a predicted model, not a curated record.